AAAUUCUGAAUUUUCAUGAAUAUGAACCAUUAAAAGCAAGUGGCUAUCCCAAGUUUUCGCGAAAAUUAUCGACUAUAUAAACCAAUCCUCACAGCAUAAUCAAAAACAGAAUAAAAGUGGUUUGUGCUUCUUUGCCUUCAAAUAAAAGGCCCCUUUUAAUAAAUUUGAGUGUGUUUCGGUCUGGUCCGGUUGAACCCAUAUCCGCUAUUGGGAUUCGACCCCAGACCGUCAACAUUCAAAAAUAAAUAAAUAAAUAAAAAAUAUAUAGAGCAAAAAAGAAAAAUGAUUCACAAGAUGGGUUUAUUGUUCUUGUUGAUCGCUUUUGCUUCUGCUCUUCCAAGCAUUAGUGCUAAUUUUGCGGAUUUCGACGAUUAUUGGCUCAAGCGUAGCGUACAGGCUUGGAACAACACACUCCAAUCCUACGAGUCUCAUCCUGCUAAAAUCGUCAGCCAUUUGAAUCUGCAUUCCAAGAGGGCCUUAAAGGAAAUAAAAGACAUAAAUUUGGUUAGCAACAGUAGCCGUAGGCAGCUGGCCCACGGGUACGAAGGACCGUGCAUGGCAACAAACCCUAUCGACCGGUGCUGGAGAUGCCAAGCCAACUGGGCCGACAACCGGUUCAGGCUGGCCGACUGCGGCUUGGGGUUCGGAUACAAGGCCAAGGGCGGCAAGGGAGGCCGUAUCUACGUGGUCAACGACUCCUCCGACGGAGACAUGGUCAACCCAAAGCCAGGAACACUCCGCCACGCCGUCAUCCAAACGGAGCCGCUGUGGAUCAUCUUCUCCCGGAGCAUGGUCAUCCGCCUCUCUCAGGAGCUCAUCAUGCAGAGCGACAAGACGAUCGACGGCCGCGGGGUCCGGGUCCACAUCACCGGCGGCGCCGGGAUCACCAUCCAGUUCGUGAAGAACAUCAUCAUCCACGGGAUCUUGAUCCACGACAUCGUCCCCGGGAACGGCGGACUGAUCAGGGACUCCGUCGACCACUACGGGCUCCGAACGAGGAGCGACGGGGACGGGAUCUCGAUCUACGGUGCGCAGGACAUCUGGAUCGACCACGUGUCGAUGACAAAGUGCAGCGACGGGCUGAUCGACGCGAUCAUGGGGUCGACUGGGAUCACGAUAUCGAACGGGCACUUCACCGACCACAACGAGGCCAUGCUCUUCGGGGCGAGCGACAGCCACACGCAGGACGUUAAGAUGCAGAUCACGGUGGCGUUCAACCACUUCGGGAAACGGAUGGUGCAGAGGAUGCCACGUUGCAGGUUCGGCUACAUCCACGUGGUCAACAACGACUACACCCACUGGAACAUGUACGCCAUUGGUGGCAGCAAGAACCCCAUCAUUAUCAGCCAGGGCAACAGAUUCAUUGCUCCCCCAGACAACCCUUUUGCCAAGGAGGUGACAAAGAGGGAAUAUUCGCCAGAAUCAGUGUGGAGCCAGUGGAUAUGGAGAUCGGAGGGAGAUAUUUUCUUGAGAGGAGCAUUCUUUGUACAGUCGGGAGAUGCAACGUAUACGAGUAAGCACCCGGAGAAGUAUGACUUGAUCCAGGCGGCGUCGGCCACUCAGGUGGGGAUAAUGACCAAAUUUGCCGGUGCAUUGGGUUGCAAAGUAGGACAACCAUGUUAGAAAAAAUACCC
Molecule: messenger RNA, 1634 nt
Organism: Erythranthe guttata (spotted monkey flower)
Lineage: Eukaryota; Viridiplantae; Streptophyta; Magnoliopsida; Lamiales; Phrymaceae
Product: putative pectate lyase P59
Molecular function (GO): pectate lyase activity
Source: RefSeq, a predicted model, not a curated record